This is a messenger RNA of Tetrahymena thermophila SB210, 1004 nucleotides long. Its product is annotated as NUDIX hydrolase. Gene Ontology annotation, molecular function: hydrolase activity. The record is from RefSeq and is a predicted model, not a curated record. Lineage: Eukaryota; Ciliophora; Oligohymenophorea; Hymenostomatida; Tetrahymenidae. The transcript has a single exon.
GAGAGAGAUAUAUAGACAUCACUAAUUCAUUCAACUAUUAUUAUUAUUUUUAUCAUAUAUGCAAUUUUUAUUUGAUUCACUAAAUUUUUAAUUAAUUAUUUUAUUUUUCAACUGCGCCAGUUUUUUAUAAUUAUUAAAUAUUCAGAUUAUCAUUAAAAAAAAAAGUUUUCAAAUAAAAAUGAUUUUUUUAAAAAGAUAACUGAAGUUUUUAUAGGCUUAAAAAAAUAAUUUUUAUACGCCUAUCAACUCUUUUUAUUAAAAAAACUAGUUUCAGUUUUCAUCAUCUGAUAAUUCUUAAAAUACGGAACAAUAGUAGGAAUACGAUAAAUAUGGUAGAAAGUUUCCUCCUCGCAAAGGAGAAUAUUUAGUUCCUUCCAUAACAACUGAUGCUGUGGUAUUAAGAAAAUAUAAAAACUAUACACAUAGAUAUGAAGUACUUAUGAUAAAAAGAAAAAAUGAACCUUAUAAGGGAUAUUUAGCUUUCCCUGGAGGAUUUUUAGACUAUAACGAAGAGCCAUCUUAAGGAUGCUUAAGGGAAUUAAAAGAAGAAACAGGAUUGGAUGGUAUUAGCUGUGAGCUGAUUACAGUCAAAGGCGAACCAUAAAGAGAUCCAAGAGAGCAUAUUGUUUCUAUUUUUUAUAAAGUAGAAGUAGACUAAAAUUAAAGACCUAUUGCAAACGAUGAUGCUGCUGAUGCUAGAUUUUAUCGUUUGGAAAAACUUUUAAAACCUAAUAAAUCCAUAGCCUUCGAUCAUCUUGAGAUAUUAAAUAUGGUUUAUAAUAAAGUUAGAAAAUACGAAAAAAAAAAAAAAACCAGGAUAACAUGAAUUGAAGCUAAAAUAGUUUAUUAAAAACUUUUUUAAUUGUAUUAGAUAAAGCCAUUUCAAAAAAAAUUAAUUAAAUAAAUAAAUGUUAUUAAUUAUUUAUUAUCUUUAUAUGCUUAUCUUACUUAUUAUAAUAUAUUAUAAGUUUUGUUAUUCGCAAACUGAAUGAUUUGAAUUUAAU